This is a messenger RNA of Argiope bruennichi, 3322 nucleotides long. RefSeq names its product angiomotin-like. The coding region runs from base 360 to 2762 and encodes 800 amino acids. The record is from RefSeq and is a predicted model, not a curated record. Gene Ontology annotation, biological process: regulation of cell migration; actin cytoskeleton organization. Gene Ontology annotation, cellular component: cytoplasmic vesicle; plasma membrane; bicellular tight junction. Lineage: Eukaryota; Metazoa; Arthropoda; Arachnida; Araneae; Araneidae. The transcript is spliced from 15 exons.
UUUGCAUUGAUACAGGUAUUUCAUUAAGUGUGAAAAAUAAUAACUAUAACCUAAUGUUUUCUGCGAAAACUUUGUCGAGUGAAAAGGAACGAUUAAUAAUCAAAGGAAAAAAAAUACCAAGCCCGCCGGGAAAUAUUUGUGACGUCAGUGGUUUACUAAAUUCCAGAAAUUUUUUAGCGAUCUGUUGCGCUGCACGACUUGGUGAAGCUGUUAGUUUUAUAAAAGUAUUUGGAAGACGUUUUAUAAAUUUAAUAGUUUCGCCAUGACGAAAGUUUCGAAAACGGUCUGUUGAAUGUGAUUGUUGUAUUAAGUUUAACCUUUGAAAAUUAUUUUGUUAUUGCUUUUUUCCAACGAAAAAUAUGAAAUCUUCCCGCACUCACUUGGUAUCUCGUUCCAAAAGCCCAAAGUGCUCCUAUACUCAAUCUGGUUAUCACCAGAAUAUGUCUGGGAGUGACACUGAUGUUUCCACUUCUACAGAAAAUUUAACUGUUGAAGAGAAAAAAUUUUUAUUAAAUGGUGUUCGUCAAGAACCACAAGGGGAAGAAACAGUGACAGAUGAUGUUGACACCAUUUCUUCUAAUACUUUAAUUAUCCAUGAUAAAAUUUCUGGAGAUCAUAAUUCUCCAUUUUAUGGAAAAAUUUAUCAUCAGGGUAAAGGCAUGAAUAAACCUGUAAUGGAUUCUGACUCAAUUGAAAAAUUCAAAAGGUUGUAUGCAGAAAAUGAAGGAAUACAUCAUAUCACUCCUAGAAGCAGUCCACCAGUUCCACUGUCGCCUAAAUCUUCUAGUCGACGACCUAUGUAUUCAGGACUUCAAAAGAGCCCUGUGCAUACCCAAUGGGAACAAUAUACUUCAAGUAAUGACCAUUCACCUAAUAAAAAUCAAGGUUUGCCUGCAUAUUCUUCUGGUCCAUAUCAUUAUCUUUCUUCCCCAAAUUCCUAUCAAGAAGCACACCCUGUGCAAGGUAUUACUGAAAUUCCUAAGGACUAUCUAGCUCAGUCUGAAGUUUUGAAAUAUUUAGCAAAAGAAUUAAAUCACCAAAAUGUGUUGACUGAAAUAAAUAAUUAUCCACCAGCCCCAGAAUAUUCCAAGCAAAUGUCUGAUCAUCGUCAAAUUAGUAAUGUAAGAAGACGUGGCUAUGGUGUGUUAAAUUUAAGAUCAAAAUCAGCUGAUAGAUUAUCAGUGUCUCGGUCACAUCCAGAUCUGAGCCACACUAAAAAUUUUCAUUCUGAAGAUAAUAGUGCCAAAUUAUCCCCUGGACAACAGAGGCCUGAGACUCAUGGCAGAGCUAUACAUGGAGUUGAUUCGGAAAUGGUUUCUAUGCAAACCAAUCAAAUGAUAGAGCUCUUGUCUGCUGAAAAUACAGCUUUAAAAACUGAAUUGGACUUAUAUUAUAAAAAAGUCUCCAAAUUACAAAAGUUUGAAUUGGAGAUACAGAAAGUUCACAAAGCAUAUGAAGAUCUGGUGCAGUCAUCAGAAAAACGAGAAAGGUUAGAACAAUCAAUCCGAAAUCGCUUAGAAAUGGAAAUUCGACGUUUACAGGAUCAUAACAAAGAUUUAAGAGAACAUCUUGAAUCUGCAAAUUCUCACUUCCCUAAAGCAACAUUUUCUGAUAUUACUGAUACAGAACUUAGGAAAGAGCUUAGUAAAAGAGAAGUUCUGAUAUCUCAACUCUUAACUCAAACCAAAGAGUUAUUAGCUGAGAAAGAUAGACAAGAAAUAGAAUUACAAGCUCAGAGAGCAACUUUACACGAGCAGAGGAAUCACAUAGACAUUCUAGAUAAUGCCUUAACAAAUGCACAAGCUAAUGUUGUGAGAUUAGAAGAAGAGUGCCGUAAAAAGCAAGUAUAUGUUGAAAGAGUGGCUCAGCUACAGAAAGCAUUAACAAAUCUUCAGCAAUCCAGUGAAAAGAGGUUACAAGUAGAAAAGAAAUUACGGGCGCAACAUGAAAAGGAAAUCCAGGCUUUAAGAUCUCAACAGCAAGGGCGAUCACCUUCUACUGUGCCUAAAAAUGAAAGUUUAGAUAAUGUAGAAAGCCUGAAAAAGCAAAUGAUGGAAUAUGAAGAAAAAAUAAUUGGUUUAGAAGCUGAAGUUUCUAAGUGGGAGCAACGUUAUAUAGCAGAAAGUACAAUGAGACAAAUUGCAGUUGAUGCAGCUUCAGUGCCAAAAGAUGCAAAAAUUGCUGCUUUAGAAAAAACUUCGCAAGAAAGUGAAAAAUUAAUAGCUCAAGCUCGUACUGAAAAGUUAAAACAGAUGGAUGAACUUUAUGCUGCAAACAGAAAAUGCAUGGAAUUGGAAAGCAGAAUCAAAGAUAUGGAAGCCAAAUUAGCUGAAAAGGAUGCCAUGAUCAAAGUGCUACAGCAACAUUCCCAAGAUAAGGAUGCUGUAUUUCAAAAUUGUGUCUUAGGUCGACCACCAAGACAUGCUCGUUCUGCAAGUACUGUUGGUUUAACCACCAGCACUUGUCAUACAACUACCACAACAGGUGUUUCCUCUCUGGGAAGGGUUUCUCCAUCUCCGACUAAUACAUUGCAUCGAAGAACUGGAAGUGCUUCAGGAAGUCUUCUUAGUAUAUCAAGCGAAUCCUCAAGUACUGCUCUACCAUCACAAUCUUCUCCUGUAACAGAAUCUGUUACAGCUACCAAGAAGAGCCUUGAUGAACAACUAAAAGAGCUGGACUCUCGUCUCUCCAGUAAGGACUCGAUCAUAAGCGCUCUACGAGCAGAGAGAGAAAGGCAUCCAAGUCACUUCUGGAGAGUAUGAAAGAAAUUAUAUGUAAUUAAGAGCAUCCUAGUCAUUAUUUUAGGAAACAAACCUUCCCCAACUUAUCUUAAGGAAUGUAAUAAGUGCCUUGUUAAGCUGCUGGAACAGCUGAACAAAAAAUCCUGUAUUGUUCAAGUUUUUUUGUUAUGUAUAAUGCUUAUGCCAAUUUUCUUUGUUAUUUCUUAAAAUGUGUUUUAUUUCAAAUUCCCAUCUGAGAGCAUGGAUUGUUCCCUUUGGAUUUUCUUUAUAUAUAUAUAUAUAUUUUAAUCUUGCUUUAUCUCUUAUGAGAUAGCAUAAUAUGAAUGAACCGGUGAUGGGAAGGAAGUAUCUUGCUGGUCAAGAUACUUAUUUCUUCCUACUAUUUUGAAAAAGAAAAAAUAACUGGAACUAACUGCUUUUAUCUUUUUAUUGAAUCAACUAGAUCUGUAGAUACUUCCUCCUUAUGCUUUUUAUACAUUUUAUAUAAACUGGUAACAUUGCCACUAUCUCUUUGACUGUCACUUUGUAUAUAAUCAAAUAAUGUGCCACAUUUCAAGGAAUUAAAAACAUUUUAUCUGAAA